Messenger RNA from Echinops telfairi (small Madagascar hedgehog), 2348 nucleotides. Its product is annotated as DNA replication licensing factor MCM6. Bases 1 to 2298 code for a protein of 765 amino acids. Gene Ontology annotation, biological process: mitotic DNA replication; double-strand break repair via break-induced replication; DNA replication initiation. The record is from RefSeq and is a predicted model, not a curated record. NCBI's taxonomy places the organism in Eukaryota, Metazoa, Chordata, Mammalia, Afrosoricida, Tenrecidae. Gene Ontology annotation, molecular function: single-stranded 3'-5' DNA helicase activity; ATP binding; single-stranded DNA binding. Gene Ontology annotation, cellular component: nucleus; MCM complex. The transcript is spliced from 2 exons.
AUGAUCAUUGAAAAUCACUUACUACAAUUCUGGCCUUUAGAUAUUACCACACGUAUAAACGUGAUGAUCUCUCAGUUAGAGAUGCUCCUUGCAGCAGAUGGUUUGGAAAAAGCUUGGGUUAGCAGAAGUGUACUUGUCAAAGACCGGAAAGAAAUCCCUCUUGCCAAGGACUUGUAUGUUUCAUUCCAAGACCUGCCUACCACACAUAAAAUUCGAGAACUCACUUCAUCCAGAAUUGGUUUGCUCACACGAAUCAGUGGGCAGGUUGUCCGAACUCACCCAGUUCACCCAGAACUCGUCAGUGGGACUUUCCUGUGCUUGGACUGCCAGACGGUGAUUAAGGAUGUAGAGCAGCAAUUUAAGUAUACACCACCAAACAUCUGCCGAAAUCCAGUUUGUGCCAAUAGGAGGAGAUUCUUGCUAGAUACAAACAAAUCAAGAUUUGUUGAUUUUCAAAAGGUUCGUAUUCAAGAAACCCAAGCUGAGCUUCCUCGAGGGAGUAUCCCGCGCAGUUUGGAAGUGAUCCUGAGGGCUGAAGCCGUGGAGUCAGCUCAAGCUGGUGACAAGUGUGACUUCACAGGGACGCUGAUCGUUGUGCCUGAUGUCUCCAAACUUAGCACGCCAGGAGCACGCGCAGAAACCGAUUCCCGCGUUGGUGGUGUUGACGGCUACGAGACAGAAGGCAUUCGAGGACUCCGGGCCCUCGGUGUCAGAGACCUUUCCUACAGGCUCGUCUUUCUGGCCUGCAGUGUUGCCGCAACCAACCCACGGUUUGGAGGGAAAGAGCUCCGAGAUGAGGAGCAGACGGCUGAGAGCAUUAAGAACCAAAUGACUGUGAAGGAGUGGGCGAAAGUGUUCGAAAUGAGUCAAGAUAAAAAUCUGUAUCACAAUCUGUGUACCAGUCUAUUCCCCACGAUACAUGGCAAUGAUGAAGUAAAACGGGGUGUGCUGCUGAUGCUUUUUGGUGGUGUUCCAAAGACAACAGGGGAAGGGACCUCUCUUCGAGGGGACAUAAAUGUUUGCAUCGUUGGUGACCCAAGUACAGCUAAGAGCCAAUUUCUCAAGCACGUGGAGGAGUUCUGCCCAAGAGCUGUCUACACCAGCGGGAAAGCUUCCAGUGCCGCUGGCUUAACAGCAGCUGUUGUAAGAGAUGAAGAAUCUCACGAGUUUGUCAUUGAGGCUGGAGCAUUGAUGUUGGCUGACAACGGAGUGUGUUGUAUUGAUGAAUUUGAUAAGAUGGAUAUACGGGAUCAAGUUGCUAUUCACGAAGCUAUGGAACAACAGACCAUCUCUAUCACUAAAGCAGGAGUGAAGGUGACACUGAAUGCCAGGACAUCCAUUUUGGCAGCAGCAAAUCCAGUCGGUGGCCACUAUGACAGGGCAAAAUCGUUGAAACAGAACAUCAAUUUGUCGGCCCCCAUCAUGUCCCGAUUUGAUCUCUUCUUUAUACUUGUGGAUGAAUGUAAUGAGGUUACAGAUUAUGCUAUUGCCAGACGAAUAGUCGACUUGCAUUCAAGAAUUGAAGAUUCUGUAGAUCGUGUCUAUUCCCUUGAUGAUAUCAGGAGGUAUCUUCUCUUUGCAAGACAGUUUAAACCCAAGAUUUCUAAGGAGUCAGAGGACUUCAUUGUGGAGCAGUAUAAACGUCUCCACCAGAGGGAUGGUUCUGGAGUGACCAAAUCCGCGUGGAGGAUUACAGUGCGCCAGCUUGAGAGCAUGAUCCGACUCUCGGAAGCCAUGGCCCGGAAGCACUGCUGCGAUGAGGUCCAACCCAAACACGUGAAGGAAGCAUUCCGGUUACUGAAUAAAUCAAUCAUCCGUGUGGAAACGCCUGAUGUCAAUCUAGACCAAGAAGAGGAGACACACAUGGAAGCAGAUGAGGGCCCAGGCCAGGCUGAGAUCCCCACUCCUGUGAAUGGACUCAGCGGUCAUGUGGAGGACAUAAACCAGGAGAGUGUCCCCAAAGCCGCCCUAAGGCUGAAUUUCUCCGAGUACUGCCGAAUCUCUAACCUUAUUGUGCUUCACCUCAGGAAGAUGGAAGAAGAAGAGGAUGAGUCAGCAUUAAAGAGGAGUGAGCUUGUUAACUGGUACUUGAAGGAAAUUGAAUCAGAAAUAGGUUCUGAAGAAGAACUUAUAAAUAAGAAGAGAAUCAUAGAGAAAGUCAUUCAUCGGCUCAUGCACUACGAUCAUGUUCUGAUUGAGCUCACCCAGGCCGGAUUGAAAGGCUCCAGCGAUGGAUGUGAGAGCUAUGAAGAAGAUCCUUACUUGGUAGUCAACCCUAACUACUUGUUGGAAGAUUGAGGCAUUGAAAGUAACCACCCGGACCACGAAGCUCUCUGCCUCCUGGCCCA